Funneliformis caledonium is the source of this 633-nucleotide messenger RNA. Lineage: Eukaryota; Fungi; Glomeromycota; Glomeromycetes; Glomerales; Glomeraceae. The record is from the annotation of a GenBank genome assembly.
AUGUUAGCAGGCAAUGCACAAAUGAUUAAUUCCUUACAUUUCUUCUCAAAAAAGCGUACAUUCUUAAAACGAGCCAACAAUAAGAAUAUUCCGAUUCAAGCUAUUGGUCUCUCUCUUUAUGAGGAUCUUAUUUCUCCUAACCCUUCGAAUAUUAAUUCAAAUCAUUCAACGACAGAUUCAAUUAAUAAUGGUUCGCUUUCAACGAUUGGCACACAAGUGAUAAAAACUCAAUGGCUUCAUUUUGGACCUUCUCAUGCAACAACGUCUCCAUUGUUAGGCAAAAAUAUCCUUAUCGUAGACGAGGUCGAUGACACUAGAACUACACUUGCUUAUGCUGUACAAGAACUAACCAAAGAUAUAGAGGAAGAGAAACGUAAAUUUUUACAAGAUAAUUCAGAACAUGUCAAUAUUAAAGUUCCCGAAACAAAGUUCGCUAUAUUUGUACUUCAUAAUAAAAAGAAGGAGAAAAGAAUGGAAUUGCCUGACCUUUCUAUAAUGAAAGAAGGAAGAUAUUUUGCGGCUAAAGAAACACCCGAUCGUUGGUUAGUUUAUCCUUGGGAAGCUAUUGAUAUCGAAGAACAUACAAAAAAGAGUUUGACGCAGGAACAAGAAGCAUUAGAGAUGUUACAAUAA